AUGGGUCAAUUGUUUUUCAGGCUUCAUGUCAAGUCAUGUCGAUUGCUCGGAACCAUCAAGACACAUCGAAAGAUGAGAGGAGGUUCAAGCAACAGCAGUAGAAACGGAGAAUGGGACAGCCUGCCUCUAACGGUUGCCUUUCUGAUUCUUGAUAGAUUGUUAGAACCUGCAUACCAUGUCCGCUUUGCAGCAAUAUGCAAACACUAUGGUUCUCUCGCAAAAGAUUACAACCAGUUAAACCGCCUGUUCAACAAGGCUCUACUUCCUCCUCCCAUGCUUUUGAUACUUGAUAAAGAUCGACCAACAUUGGCUACAUUGUGCAGUGUCGUUUCAGAAGGAAGAAUCUAUAAGAAUGUCGAACUGCAUUACAGUACUCAGAGGUGGAGGUGUUGUGGUUCUAGCCAUGGUUGGUUGGCCACUGUAUUGGAUGAUGUCCGAGCGGGUUCGACUAUAGCACUCCGGAACCUUUUCAAGAAACCAUCAACUACUAUUUGUCUCCCUAAAUUGAAAGUAUUUUCUAUCACAAAGGUAGUGUUGUCUGCGGAUCCGACUCUGAACCAAGAUAGCUAUGUCGUUGGAGUGAUACACGGCUACAAAGGGUUGGCUUUCAUCAGAGCAAAUGAACGACAUUGGAUCUGCAUAGAAGAAACAUCUAAUAUCUGGGAUGACAUUAUAUUUUACAAGAGCCAGAUCUAUGCCGUGGGUCGCCGUGGAGAGAUUGUGUCUGUGAAUCUUGAUGGCAACAACCACAAUGUACCAGAAGCAAAGCUACUCACACCUGAAAACCCUUUUCCACAUAUUGAUCGUGAGAGGGCGUAUCUUAACUAUCUUGCCGAGUCAACUAAAGGAGACUUGUUGUGUAUUCAAAGAGUACUAAGUAGAAGCACAAUAUAUGCAAAGCCGAAGAUUAAUGGUUUCAAGGUUUACAAGGUGGUGUUCAGUGACGGAGAUGGCUCCGCUGUUGAGCAGCUACUUGAAACAAGAAGCAUCGGAGAUGAAGCUCUAUUUGUGCAUAACAAAAAUGCAGCUAUCUCUGUAUCGACAUCAAACUUCCCCAAGUGCAAGCCAAAUUCCAUAUACUACACCACGGAUGGUUACUUGAAAUGUCCCAAUGGUAUGAGUACUUUCGUGUUCAAUUUAGAAGAUGGAACUAUCAAACAACCUCACCCUCUCAGUACUAUGCAGAGGAUUGCUCUCAAUACUAUGCAGAGGAAGGACACACUACAAGGUCACUGGAUUAUGCCCUUCUUUUAA
This is a messenger RNA of Argentina anserina (silverweed cinquefoil), 1254 nucleotides long. RefSeq names its product putative F-box protein At5g66830. Lineage: Eukaryota; Viridiplantae; Streptophyta; Magnoliopsida; Rosales; Rosaceae. The coding region runs from base 1 to 1254 and encodes 417 amino acids. The record is from RefSeq and is a predicted model, not a curated record. The transcript has a single exon.